AAACUUUGAUAAACCACUCACAGACGGCUUGGAUGUCUUGUCAGAAGCCCGUUUCAACGCCACCCACGGCCCGGGAAAUUUGCCCCAAUGGCUGACACGCAAUGGUCCAGGACGUCUAAACCCCAAAUGCAACCAGUUGCAAGGCUAUCCAAAUCCAAACAUCAUGGAAUCCAUCCUUGCAGUGCGUGCCCUGCCACUUCCAAAAUGCGAAUUGCCUGUCCACCGCCAGAACCAAGAUUUCGUGCUCGUUUCCAAUUCCUGAACUCAUCAAUGCUUCAUGUUCCCGCGACCAUCUCUUCUCUUCAGCGUGUACAUAAUUUCUUUUCUUCACGACACUCAAUUGACCGUUCUGCCAUGUUAAACUUCUCCGCUUCGGUGCAUUCUUGGCGAUAACGGCACGAGACGAGAAACGAAACCCACGGACACGAACCAUGGGCGAUAGAUCUGAGAGCAAUGCCUCUGCGGCCUCCAAAUCCUCGGUGACUUCGACGACAUCGACGACAUCGACCGUCAUACCGACUGCUGCGAUCAAAUAUACCCAUCAAGCAGAGAAAUUGUCCUUUGUGAAGCCAGAGAAAGAUGAAGAUGGUUCGGGGACAGCGAUUCGCGCCGACUACAUCACCCCGCAAGAUCCAGUCAUUGUCACAGGAGAUGGAAGCAGAUUGCCUGGUGUACCGCUGUCAGAAGCCGAGAAGCUCAAUCGACUGAAAGAAGACAUCGAAGGCAAUCCCUCAGAUGUGAUUGAGGAGGCCUCUGGGCUCGAGCGGCCAGAACCCGAGCACAGCACACCAUCUCCCCAAAAUGGGACAACAAUACAGAAAUCCGGCGAAGGGUCUCUUCGCAGAGCAAUGCCGCCUUCACGAACGAAUCCUCUAUUUCCUCCUUUACCGUUGUACGGACCUUCGUCCUUGACGCGGGAUCUGCAAUGCCUUACAUUUCGCACAACUUCGUGGUUCUGUUCUUUGACUUUCUUAGGGAUCGUGGUGUUAGGAGCGAUUUUUACAAGUAUACCGACAAUGUUUAAUCACAUCUGGCUACGAGUCACAUUUCGGAACCCAGAUGCCAGACGGCCGUUUUACGAGGAAGAGAAGCGGUUGAAGAGACUUCGGAAAGAGGAAGCCAGAGCUUGGAAAAAGGAGCGUUCGAGGAGAAACUCGAGAGUAAAGAUGGAUGACACAGAAGACGAAGCAGCACACGCAGAAUUUAUACCUACAGAAGGUGGUCCAGAUCCCCUCGUCUGCGACGUAGGCUACUACGCCCGGCGAGUCGGUCUCGACAUGGAAGAAUUCAAAGUCCAAACCGAAGACGGCUUCGUCAUAACCCUCUGGCACAUCUACAACCCGCUCGAAUUCACACCCAUGACGCCCCAACAACGCUCUGCCCGCGGUCCCGACAUCUUCACCGACGCAGGCCCCUCUCGACCCUCCGAACGCUCCAACAAGAAACCCAAAUUCCCCAUCCUGAUGCUGCACGGCCUGCUGCAGUCCGCAGGCGCAUACUGCACCAACGACGACGCCUCCCUCGCCUUCUACCUCUGCAAAUCCGGCUACGACGUCUGGCUCGGCAACAACCGCUGCGGCUUCACCCCCGAACACACCUUACUCUCCUACUCGGACCCGCGCAUGUGGGCCUGGAACAUCCGGCAAAUGGGCGUAAUGGACCUGCCCGCGCUCACCUCACGGGUACUCUCAGAAACCGGGUUCGAGAAACUCGGUCUGAUAGCCCAUUCCCAAGGAACCACGCAAACGCUGGUAGCACUGGCAAAAGAACAGCGUCCUGAUCUCGGCAGCAAGAUUACCGUCUUCUGUGCCCUGGCCCCGGCCGCCUACGCGGGCCCGCUGAUCGGGAAAGCGUAUUUCAAGUUCAUGCGUAUCAUCUCUCCAGCUCUCUUCCGCAUCAUUUUCGGGAUUCACGCGUUUAUCCCCUUCAUGAUGCUCAUGCUUAAAUACCUGCCGGCCAAACCGUACGGCGGGAUGGGAUACAUGGUGUUUCAUUUCCUGUUUAAUUGGAGCGACGAGCGCUGGGAUCGCGGGGUCAGGGAUCGCUGUUUUCAGUUCGCGCCCGUGUAUGUGAGUGCGGAGAGCAUGCGGUGGUGGUUGGGACGUGAGUGUUUCGCUAGGCAGAAGUGUAUCCUUGCUACGAGGGAGGAGGGCAUGAAUGAGGAGAAGGAGGAUGCGGAGAUGGAGGCGUAUUAUGCGAAGCAGAAUAAGAAUAGAGAUAAAAAUAGUGGGAGAGAGAGGAGGAUGAGUGAGGUGAAGAAGAAAACUACGCAUGCGAGGGUUCCGAAAGGUUCGACGAGUUGGUAUGAUGAGCAGGUGCCACCGUUCGCGCUGUGGGUUUGUGGUAGCGAUGAUCUGGUCGAUGGGCAGAAAUUAUUAAGAAGGUUUGAGAGGGGGCGGGAGCCGCAUGUGAGGGUGGUGCAUAGUAAGGUUAUUGAGGAGUAUGAGCAUCUGGAUGUGAUAUGGGCAAUGGAUAGUAUUGAGAAGGUGGGAAGGGAGGUGAAGGAGGUGUUGUGGAAGACGUGUGAUGUUAGAGAUAGGGUGAGGGUUCCGAGGGGCUGUGAGGAUGUUGAGGCGUGGGUAGAUCCGAAGGGGAGGGAGGGGGAGAAGGGUGCGAUGGAGUAUGAGGAGGGGGUUAUGAGGAAGGAGGAUGAUGGUGGGGAUCAGAGUUCUAGUUCUGAUAAUUAGAGGAGGGAGGCGGCGUUUGGGUAGGAGUUUGGAUAUAGUAUACAGAUAAAAGUACAUAGAGGGUAAGAUAGAACCCCUUGUUAAUAUGAGAAACGAAUAUACAAAGUUACUGCAGUUAUACAUUCUUUGCAAAUAGCUUUACCCGUCCCCAGUGGGCCUUUGGUGCUAUUUAUUGCUUCCUCGACCAU
Messenger RNA from Mollisia scopiformis, 2875 nucleotides. RefSeq names its product alpha/beta-hydrolase. Bases 432 to 2687 code for a protein of 751 amino acids. Gene Ontology annotation, biological process: lipid metabolic process. The record is from RefSeq and is a predicted model, not a curated record. The transcript has a single exon. Lineage: Eukaryota; Fungi; Ascomycota; Leotiomycetes; Helotiales; Mollisiaceae.